CCAAUACUCGAAAGUACCACGAACGUCUCAAAGCCGAACCAGUAUGACAUAGUUUCCGAAUGGAUAGGAACUGGUUUAUUAACGAGCACCAAUGAAAAAUGGCAUCGUCGAAGGAAAAUGCUCACACCAACGUUCCACUUCAGUAUUUUACAAGGUUACUAUAACGUGUUCGUACAGCAGGGAGAGAUCCUCGUCGAUCUACUCGCUAAAGAAGAGGGAUUUUUCGAUAUGUUUCCGUACAUAAAACGCUGUGCACUGGAUAUAAUCUGUGAGACUGCCAUGGGCACCUCAGUCAACAGCCAGACUGGUGGGAACAAUGACUACGUGAAAGCUGUGCAACAAUUAAGCUCUAUCAUUUGGAGCUAUCAAAGGUAUGCUACUGAACAGAGCCAUAUAGACCUAAUUGAUGCAAAAGACUCCCGUGAAGGCUGCUGGAAAUAG
Messenger RNA from Cooperia oncophora, 441 nucleotides. The record is from the annotation of a GenBank genome assembly. Lineage: Eukaryota; Metazoa; Nematoda; Chromadorea; Rhabditida; Trichostrongylidae.